UAGACCUGGUCAUUCAGGGACUGCUGAGAGUAGGGGCGCGAAAUGAUGUGUCUCCAUUCUCCAAGAGGUCUGUGGUAAGUGCUAGAUAUUCUAAUAAUUGCCAUCACGUUAUAACGUUCAGUGUAGGCAUAAUAUAUAGUUAUACCUGCCUAAUAGUGAAUCACACGAAGAGAUUAAGCGAACGGUGGUAGGUUGAUGGAAUAACUGCGCAGCGGCCCGUAAACAUCAAUCAUAAUUUCCAUUGUACCGUUGACUCAAAAUGGUUGAUAAUUUCUAAAGUUACCCGUAACUUAUACUUCCUAAUUUAACAGUGUCAAAAGUGUGACGUAUUGUCAACUGUCAGUGUCAAAUAGCCACAGGAUAGGUUGUUUUUAUUAGUACAAUAUUAUUUAUUAUAUUAUUAUGGUUUUUUUUUAUAUUAAUUAAGUUUUAUGUAUUAAAAUAAAUAAAAAUGGUAUCUUAUCCGCAAAAGUAUUUAACAAAAGAUAUUAUAGAUAAGCCGACACCUUUAGAUGUGUGGAUACAAGGCACAAUCGAACAGACUGUCGGCACGGAUAUUCUAAUAGUUUCAGACAAUUUUGGAAGAGUAAAAGUGGUGAAAUGUGAAUCAGCGGGUGGUUUAGUAGAUAAAAAUUCUAUACGCAAAGGUACAUACUGCUGUAUAAUAGGAAAGGCAGUAAAAACUAGAGGUUUGCCAGAGGUCCAAGCGACUAAAAUAAUAGAUUUAAGUUCACAGCCUCAAAUGAAAAGUGCAUGGGAAAGUGAAGUUAAAGAAGCUGAACUAGUGUUACAAGGAAAGAUAGUACCACAAAUUAAUUAGUUUUCAAUACAUAUUGGAGUCACAUUUUCACUACAUGGAGCAGUGAUAGCCUAGCUUUAAAAGUGAGAGAAAACAUGAGGAAACCUUCGUGCCCAACUUCUCCAUAAUAGUCUCAAAGAUGUGUGAAGUGUGCCAAUCUUCACUUGACCAGGGUGGUGGACUUUUUUUUUUUUUUUAAUUGAACUUUGAACAAACCUUUCUCAUUCUGAGGAGACCCCCUCUCAGUAGUGAACCGGCGAUUGGUUGAUGAUGUGUGAUUGAUCACAAUCAAUACAAUAUUUAUAUAAUUUUGUCUGUACUUUUAACUAAGUUACUAGGUAUAAUAAAAUAAAUAAAAGCAUUUAUUUUAUAAAAUGUGAUUUAUUUCUCCAUCACCUGUACACAAUCCAUUGGAAUGAAUAACAAUAAUAUAUAAAAAUAUAAUUAUUAUUAUCAACAUAAUGUCUUAAAAAUAAAUAAUAAUGCAAGUCUCCUUUUCACUUUUCAGUCAUUUGUGACAUUUGUUGUGUAGAAUAUCAUUUAACAUUUUCCCCUUAUCAUAUUAACCAAGUUUAUAACAACAAUAAAUAUAUUAUGACUGUUAAUUGGAUUGAAUGG
Messenger RNA from Maniola jurtina (meadow brown), 1417 nucleotides. RefSeq lists its product as uncharacterized. The record is from RefSeq and is a predicted model, not a curated record. Bases 452 to 820 code for a protein of 122 amino acids. The transcript has 2 exons. Gene Ontology annotation, cellular component: cytosol; nuclear speck. NCBI's taxonomy places the organism in Eukaryota, Metazoa, Arthropoda, Insecta, Lepidoptera, Nymphalidae. Gene Ontology annotation, biological process: regulation of sister chromatid segregation; DNA repair; maintenance of rDNA.